Molecule: messenger RNA, 2181 nt
Organism: Sipha flava (yellow sugarcane aphid)
Lineage: Eukaryota; Metazoa; Arthropoda; Insecta; Hemiptera; Aphididae
Product: chitooligosaccharidolytic beta-N-acetylglucosaminidase-like
Exons: 8
Coding region: 204-2054 (616 amino acids)
Biological process (GO): carbohydrate metabolic process; glycosaminoglycan metabolic process; ganglioside catabolic process
Cellular component (GO): membrane
Molecular function (GO): beta-N-acetylhexosaminidase activity
Source: RefSeq, a predicted model, not a curated record
CCGGAUCCGACGUAGUUUACCGUUUGUCAAAGCUCUGCUCAGAAUACGUUCGCCAUUCAGAGCGCGUUGUCGCAACUUGUGACUAUGGAAUAAAUUAUUUCAUUGGUUGAAUGUUAUUAUUUAAUACCCGUGACGGCGAAGUAGAAUUCGGCGUGCGGAGUAUUAGCCCCUUCCCCCCGUCGUAAACGAAACCGGUCGACACCAUGUAUUACAUGUACUACGUAAUGUUAAAGAGACGGAAGACGAUGGCGUGUUGCACGUUAACGGCCGGAGCGGUGCUGCUGUUUCUGUUCCUGAAUGUGCGCCAGAACAACGCCGACGGUCCCGACACUUCCGAACACUAUCUCGUUGAGUCAUUUAAAUGCAUCAACAAUACAUGUAUCGCCAGUAAAAUCGUGUCAGCUGAAAAGAAAAACAGUGGAAUCGAUGGGUCUGUAGAUGUUUGCCGUUUAACCUGUGGAAGUUAUGGAUCACUUUGGCCAAGGCCAACAAUCAAGACUGCUAUUGAAAAAUCGGUAAUCGAAUUCAGUGUUGAUAAUAUUAAGUUUGAUACAUCAUCAGUAGCUGAUCAACUCGGUAAAGAAUACAUGACUGAAGUUUCUCAAGUUUUUAUAUCUUCAUUAAAAAAACUUUGUAUUCCUAAUUGUGUAUCAUAUGAUAAUACUCCAAUCAUAUCGAUUAGUACCAGUACUCCAUUUGGGUAUAUAAAAUUAACUACAAAUGAAAGUUAUAAUUUAAAAAUAUCCACUGAAGGAAAUCAAAUAUUUGUUAAAAUUGAAGCAAUUACCGUUUAUGGAGCAAGGAAUGGUUUAGAAACUGUAAGACAACUUAUUGCUACAUAUGGUUCAAAUGCAUCUGGAAAAAAAUUAGUGAUUGCUGGAAAUGUUCAAAUUAGUGAUCAACCUAUAUUUGCCUAUCGUGGGUUUAUGUUAGAUACCUCUAGGCAUUAUUUCCCAAUUUCUACAAUUAAAAAACAAAUUGAUGCCAUGGGUCAUUCUAAACUAAAUGUAUUUCAUUGGCAUGCCACUGACACUCAUAGUUUCCCAUUGGAUUUACCCAGUGCUCCACAAAUGGCAAAAUACGGAGCAUAUAGCCAUGAAGAAAAGUAUUCAUAUAAAGAUAUCAAAGAUCUUCUUAGAUAUGCAUUAGUAAGAGGAGUAAGAAUCGUUAUGGAAAUUGAUUCCCCAGCACACGCAGGUAAUGGUUGGCAGUGGAGUAAAGCAUCUGGCUAUGGUGAAAUGGCUCUUUGUGUGGAUAAGGGACCUUGGAGAAAAUAUUGUGUACAACCGCCAUGUGGACAACUUAAUCCAAUUAAUACCAACACGUAUAAAUGGCUGGGAAAAAUUUAUAAAGAUUUAAUCAGUGCAUUUCCUAAAGGUGAAGCAUUUCACAUGGGUGGUGAUGAGGUUGCUAUAAACUGCUGGAACUCUACAGCUGAAAUUAUUAAUUGGAUGAAAGCUAACAACAAAAGCUUAGAUGAAAGUGAUUAUUUAGAAUUGUGGUCUCAGUUCCAUGCUAAUUCACUUAGUGAAUAUGAUAAAGAAGCUGGAAAUGCUGAUUCUGAUAUUACUGUUUGGUCUAGCGGUUUAACUGAACCCGAUAUCAUACAAAAAUAUCUCGACAAUAAAAGAUAUACUAUUGAAGUUUGGGAAGAAGCAACUUCUCUAAUUGAGCUUGUUAAGUUAGGUUACAAGACUAUAAUUGCUUUAAAAGAUGUUUACUAUCUAGAUCAUGGUUUCUGGUAUCCAACAAAUUACCAUAAUUGGAAAAUAAUUUACAACAAUCAAAUGCCUAUAGUGAAUAACCCAAAACUUCUAUUAGGUGCAGAAACAUGCAUGUGGUCUGAAUAUGUUGAUGAUCAAGCUGUUGAUUCGAAAGUGUGGCCAAGAGCUGCAGCUUUAGCUGAAAGAUUAUGGGCUAACCCAAAAACCAAUGCUCUUGCUGCUGAAUAUAGGUUUUUGCAACAUCGCGAAAGACUGGUAACAUUGGGCCUUAAAGCAGACGCAGUUACACCAGAAUGGUGUCAGUUGCACGAAGGAGAAUGUAUUUUAUAAUAUUGAUAAAUAAUUAUAUACAUAUGUUGUAUAUUAAUAAUCUUAAAGUUAACCGCAUGUUACUUUAUCUUUGUACAUAUAAUAAUAUUUAAGUAAUAUCUAUAUAAAAUCAAUACUUGAAGACAAA